UUGGCGGGCACUGCUUUAAUGUUUCUCUAAUAUGCAUAUACCAAGCACCAGUACGGGAAAAAGAGGCAGACCGCAAGUAGAGUUUUCGGUAGCUUCAGAAAAGUCAAAAUUGCGAAAGGUUAGUAAAAUACUUGAAGAACAUAGUGCGGAAGAAAUUACUUAUGCAGCACGGAAAGUAACAAAAAAUGAAACGAAGCCUGAUAACACUAUAAAGAAGUGUCUUGAACCCUUUGAAGCGCUGGCCUUGUGUUUAGAUUUAGAUUUAUCGGAAGAAAAAUAUAAUAGACUACGCAAAGUUGCUAACAAUAUACAUGCGGAUUUUUUCCCAAGCACGUAUGCGUUAAACCAAUUAAAACAAAGUUUAGUACCACAUAUAGAAGCGACGGAAACUUGA
Rhagoletis zephyria (snowberry fruit fly) is the source of this 394-nucleotide messenger RNA. RefSeq lists its product as uncharacterized. The record is from RefSeq and is a predicted model, not a curated record. NCBI's taxonomy places the organism in Eukaryota, Metazoa, Arthropoda, Insecta, Diptera, Tephritidae.